AUGGGUACCCAGGCUUCCAAACAUGAGCGGACUCACUCUGGGAGGAAGGCUUCCCGGAAGCCAUCCCGUUCCCAGAGGGAUCCCGACUCUCCUCUCCAAUUCGUCAUCGCGUGUUGGAAGUCGAUUCCUGGCCACAAAUUGUUAUCUAAAGAAAAAUUAGAAGACCUCUGCUCCGAAACCUGGCCCGCCAGUACUGCCUCCGCCAAACCCGAACUGCGGUGGCCACCGGGGGGUUCGUUUAACGAAGAACGCUUGAACCACCUAAGGAAAGCCCUGAUAGAAGAAAAACCCCGCCAGUUAGAAUACCUGGCCACCUUUGAGGCAGUAAGGGGAAUGCUUCAAGCCCCAAAGGGAACGACCUCCUACCAACUGCCUAUAUUAAAUCCCGGGCGACAGCCAAUGCCCCCCCCUUACGAGGAUGACGAUAUACGACAGACCCUGGUCCCCUUCUACUAUCAAGGACCACCGCCGCGAGCCCCAACAUCCAGCGACAGCAGCUCUAGUAGUGGGGAGGAAACGGGGGAGGAUGAGACACAAGACACUGACAAUAGGAGGGUCACACGACUACAAGCGAGAAAGGACAAGGGGGGCGCCAAACAAGUUAAAAACCCCGAACAAGCUAGGACUAAAAUCCCCUCUUCUACUCUCCACAACACCAUUGAGAACUCUACCCAAGUUGGGAAUAAGCCCACUCCCGCGGAACCUCAUGGCUCCGCUACGGGGACCCUGGGCUGCGAUAAAGAAACUCCGGGGACUUCUGACCAAGUAAGCUCCACCGUGACUUCUACUGCGGUCCAGAUGCCCUUAAGGGCCCUGCCCAUCCCUCCUCUCCAACCUGAUGGGCCCCCACGGAUGAUUUACACGCAUCAACCCUUCUAUACCUCAGACCUGGUAACCUGGUCAAAUCAGAUGCCCUCAUUAAGGGACGACCCGGACAAGUGCCACCGCCAGGUCAGCGCUAUCUUCUCCACACACAAUCCCACCUGGCCAGAUGUACACGUCCUUCUGAAUGCCCUCUUCAAUGAGGCGGAGAAAGCGGACAUCUUAACCAAAGCCGGGGAAGCCAUAGAACUACCCGACUACCAAAGGGGACGGCCUCAGGGAUUGCAAGCGCUCACAGCACAAUGUCUUAGAGUAGAACCAGAAUGGGACUAUAACACCACCGACGACGGCCACCCCUAUCAAUGCCUAUUGGACACGGGGGCUACCUAUUCCACCCUAACCGACAGUCACCUGGAACCAGGGACAGUGACCAAGAAAGUGAUGGGACUGGAUGGGAUACCCCGCACUUGCCCACUCUCGCGACCGGCCAAGGUCACCCUCGGACCAUUACUAGCGGAACACACUUUCCUUUUAACAAGCAGCCCUGUCAAUCUCCUCGGCAGAGACCUUCUCUGCAAACUUAACGCCACUAUAAAAUGCUCCCCGGAUGGCAUUUACCUACAUAUGCCAGGGAACUCUAUCCCCAUGUUCCAAGGUAUCGUUCAGGAAUUUAAAGCGGACCGACAGUUUCCCGAGCUCCCUCUAGACCUGGAAAAGGAAUUGCCCCCCUCCCUAUGGGGCACUGAAUCAACUUCAGUCGGGCUCUUACUCUCCGCUACUCCAGUCAAGAUCACUUACCGAAGUGACCUACCCUUCCCGUGCACCAAGCAAUACCCCCUGCCCAAAGAAGCCAUAGACGGCCUAACACCCAUGAUUGAAGACUUCCUCGAGAAGGGGAUCCUAAUCUCAUGCGCUUCACCCUGUAAUACCCCAGUUCUCCCGGUCAAGAAGCCCGCUAAGGAGGGGACACCUGUACGGUACCGUUUUGUACAGGACUUGAGAUUAGUGAACCAAUUCGUGAUACCCCGACACCCGGUAGUUGGCAACCCGAACUCCCUCCUAAACGCCAUUCCAGCAGGGACGACCUGGUACUCCGCAGCGGAUCUGUGCUCUGCCUUCUUCAGUAUACCCCUGGAUCCGGCUAGCCAGUUUCUUUUUGCAUUUACCUGGGGGCCUGGCCAACUAACGUGGACCAGACUGCCCCAAGGUUACGUAGAGUCACCCGCAAUUUUUUCGGCCGUACUACAUCAGGACUUAGAGGACAUCCACCUACCGGCUAGCUCCACCUUACUUCUUUACGUGGAUGAUAUUUUAUUAUGUUCUACCAGCGAGGAGGCGUGUAAGAUAGAUACCAAACACCUCCUAUCAGAACUAGCGAGGAAAGGACAUAAGGUAUCUCCAAAGAAACUCCAGUAUUGUAAACAAGAAGUUAAGUAUUUGGGACACAUCUUGGGUGUAGGGACCAGAAGUCUAGCCACUGACAGGAUUGAGGCAGUCACUAAAAUCCCUCUCCCAAAAACAAAGCGGCAGCUGCGCGGCUUCCUUGGCAUGGCCGGCUUCUGCCGGGCAUGGAUCGCUGGUUACAGUGAAAUAACGAAGCCCUUAACUGUCAUGACGCGUCAGGACCACCCAGACACCUUAGUCUGGGAGGAAGAAGCUUACAGCUCUUUUGAACGACUAAAACGGGAACUCAGAUCCGCUCCUGCCCUAGGACUACCCGACUACCGAAUCCCUUUCAACCUGUUCAUCCACGAGCAAAUGGGGGUAGCCUCUGGUGUCCUAACCCAACCCUUCCGCGAUCAGGAGAGGCCAGUAGCAUAUUAUAGUCUACAACUUGACAACACUGCAAAAGGGGCUGUCAGUUGCCUCAGAGCCAUCGCAGCCGCUGCCGUCCUCCUCGAGAAAGCCCAAGAGACGGUUCUGGGCCACGAAAUCACCCUUCACGUUCCCCACUCAGUCUCAACCCUCCUAACCUUAAAAGGAUGUCACCAUUUCUCAAACUCCCGCCUCAACCGGUAUGAAGCCCUCCUGCUAACCCCAACCAAUGUCACCAUUAAACGUGUCAACUCGCUAAACCCCGCUACCCUACUACCCCUUCCCGAUGAUGGCACCCCGCAUCAUGACUGCACCACUAUAGUCCGGCAAGCCGAAAAGCCCCGCGAAGACUUAGAUCAUCUUCCCCUGGAGAACCCGGACUUAAUACUAUAUACUGACGGUAGCUCUAAAGUAAUUGACGGGGUUAGAAAGACUGGGUAUGCGGUGGUCUCCGACUUCGAAGUACUAGAGUCGAACCCAAUCAACUCCCAGUACAGUGCCCAAGCUGCCGAGUUAAUUGCGCUACUGCGUGCCUGCGAGAUUGGUGAAGGGAAACGAAUAACCAUUUAUACGGAUAGCAAAUACUGUUUCGGCCUUGUGCACACAACUGGCCAAAUUUGGCUCCAGAGAGGCUUUCUAACCGCGGCCGGGUCUCAAAUCUCGCACGCCGCCCUAGUUGAGCGACUUCUCACAGCGAUCCACCUACCUGCCGCUAUAGCCGUUGUCCACUGCAAAGCCCAUACCAAGGGCAGGGACUCAGUUUCUAAAGGAAACAGACGUGCCGACAAAGCCGCACAGAUGGCUGCCUUACGCAUCCCUAACAAUGAAUCCGAGUUUCAAGCCCUCCAACUACCAGCAGACCUAGAUCUCACAGAAAUUUACAAAUCUGCCCCAGGGGAUGAAAAGGCUACGUGGGAAUCGCUAGGGGCCACCGAACAACAGGGUGUCUGGGUCCUCCCCGAUGGAAGAACCGUCCUUCCAAAGGCCUGGACUCCAAAAGUAGUGAGGUUUCUUCAUCAGCGGACACAUUGGGGAAAAGGGAGAUUAAUGGAGCAUGUAAUUAGAUCUUGGUACGCACCCGGGAUAGCGGCCGCUGCAGCAGCAGCAUCAAAGAAUUGCAUUACCUGCCAUCGCUUCAAUCCCAAACGAGAGCCCAGGAGACCACCAGGAGCCAGACCAUGGGCCUUUGUCCCUUUUGAGAACUUGCAGCUUGAUUUCAUUGAUCUGCCCCAAUGCCAAGGCUUUAAACACGCUUUGAUUAUAGUUGACCAAUUCUCCUCGUGGGUGGAGGGAUUCCCUUGCAGAAAAGCCACCGCAUCCGUAGUUGCCAGGGCCCUCCUACAAGAUAUCAUUCCCCGCUAUGGCAUACCCCGCCGCCUAGACAGCGAUAGGGGAACCCACUUUACUGCAGAAGUGGUGCAAUUAGUGGCCAAGGCACUCCAAAUUAAAUGGGAUCUCCACACUCCAUACCACCCACAAUCCUCUGGCCAAGUGGAGCGUAUGAACCAGGAGAUAAAAACACAGUUGGGCAAACUUUGCGAGCUCACUGGCCUAAAAUGGGUGAAUGCACUCCCACUGGUCCUUCAUAACAUCCGCAGCGCCCCAACCGGACGUUUAAAACUUUCUCCAUUCGAACUCUUAUUCGGGAGACCUCCUCCCGUCUACAACACUUUAUUCCCACUAUCAGAACUGGAGCUGGGGGAAGCAGAACUUACUAAUUAUGUUAUUCAGCUUCAGACACAACUACAGCGUCUCCACCACUACGCGGCCAUCGAGGGACAGAACCUGCCCAUCGACGUCCACGCUCACUCCUUCCACCCUGGUGACUGGAUCCUCGUCAAAGUCUACCAGAAGGAACCACUCCAACCCGCGUGGGAAGGUCCCUACCAAGUACUCUUGACAUCGCCAACCGCCGUGAAAAUAGGUGAGAAGAAUUCUUGGUUACAUCACACUAGGUGCAAGUCUUCACCCCCUCCACCGGAGACUGAAGAAAGCAACGGCGAGGACUUCACCUUUUCGACUCCACCUGCUCCACCGGCCUCAUAUAUUGACGACGACGACCAACAGACCGGACUGGAUCGGGGCCAAGUUCGGGCCCAACAGACCGGACUGGAUCGGGGCCAAGUUCGGGCCCAACAGACCGGACCAGCAGAUCGGGGCCAAGGUCGGGAUCACUGCACGGGCUUGCAAACGAACUACCACUUCUUGGACUAUCAUGAGGUCGAGACGGGAAGGUCAAACCCUGAUCGAAUGGGGGACUUUGAUUUCUGCCUUCCUGAGUCCCGAACCCUGCUGCGCCAUUCCCUAGUUCCCCAACUCGCCGAAAACGAAUAUUGGGAACUUUUUAUCCGGAACAAGGAUUUACACCGCAUCGGCUCUGCGGCUCUCACUCUUGACCACUCCUCUUACCGGCUGACCUGCAGAAAUGGGACUUAUCUUCUUUACGAGAGUGGAGAGGUCUCACAAACCCCAAAUUGGACCGAAGUCGAGACAGGAGGGGCUACUCACGCUUAUACGCAAUCAAGCCACCCCUCUGGAAACUUGAUUUUCGGGUUCCAAUGCCUCCGCUCCACCCCAGAAACCCGAAAGCCCCAACUCCAAGGACUCUGCCUGCGACGGUUCUGCUGUUUAUGGGACUUAGGGGUCACUCAUGAGUGGAAAGGGGCUGAAUAUCUCGAAGGAUGGCACCACCCUAUACACCCCUCACUCUCCCCCUCCUGGGACCACGUCGGACCCCUGCGAUGCGGCGGGAUCGCCAGAGAUAGGCGACUACUGAACACCACCGACCCCCUCCAUCCGGUUGGUACGGCACCCCGACAAUUCGGCACUGACUCGGCACUCCCGGGAGAAGAUCUCCUAUCAUCUUGGGAGCAGAACUCCUACAUUAAGCUUCUCAGCCAGGUGGCGAAGGAGUCACCCUACCCGGACUGCUGGAUUUGCGCCCACGCACCCAGCCAUCUCCAACAGAGCCUCCCACUGGUCCCUGUACCUGUGACCCUAGAACAGUUCCGUUCCGGAAAUGUUACCUCCUGGAACUUGACCGCACUCAACUUAACACAUCAAUACCUCUACCUCACCGGCCCCACAAAGGGACCCCUUUGCCGCAGCUUCUCAGGGGAAGGAACCUUCAUCGGAUCCAGUACAUGCACCAACACUCUAGAAAUCCUACCAACUGGACUGGUCACCGUCUCCAACACUAGGGACUCCCGGACUUUUCCUAACCUUACUGUGGCCUGGGCCGCUGCGGUCGGACACCCCUUGGACUGGAAGCCACAACCCACAGACACCAUGCUGCUGCAAACUUUUGCCUCAGGCCGAAUGGAAUCUUACCUCAGCGGCCUAUUCUGGGUGUGUGGACACCGCGCUUACACAUGGGUGAGCCCACACAUGUCCGGAUCCUGCUUCAUUGGCUACAUCGUUCCCGGAAUUAGAAUAGUACCACACCUACCCCCUGGAAGACAACGAAACAAAAGGGAGCAAAAGGAGCUGUCAGAUCUGUCAGAUGUCGCUGCAAAUGGAGAGACCGUAGGCCGGUCGCUUUUCCCCGCCUACGGUGCCGGUUCAAAUCAUGUGGAUAUUCUCCGACUCACCGACAUCCUCCUUAAGUUCAUGCAGGAGGCGACUCAGAUCACAGACUCUCUCAUGUCGGAACUAUCCGAGAACGGGUAG
Messenger RNA from Podarcis muralis (Common wall lizard), 6306 nucleotides. The record is from RefSeq and is a predicted model, not a curated record. NCBI's taxonomy places the organism in Eukaryota, Metazoa, Chordata, Lepidosauria, Squamata, Lacertidae.